CUCCUGGCUCCUGCAGCGGCGGUGUGCAGACAGGACUUCACCUCAUCUCCCGGCGACACGAGGCGCGCGCACGGCAAGGAAGGUGCAGUCGUAGAGCCGCCAGCAGACAUGAGGGGCCGGGGCCCGCUCGUCUUCGCUCUGGGAGUGGCCAUCCUAGUGCACACAUGCGCUUCAACGGAGCCAAAGGUGGCCGAAUCUGAGGCUCCGGUGCACAGCCUCUCGGAGAUGGUGCGCCAGCUGCAGCUGCGCGCCACCAGUGCCACCGAGUUCCGCCGCCGCCUGCCGCUCGUCAUCACGCAGAUGGCGGGCGCCGCCGGCUACGAGGAGGCCUCGCAGGAGCUGUCCCUGGAGGAGCUGGACGCCAUCUUCCUGCCCCGGCAGCAGCGCAAGAGGCUGGCGACCGGUGGUGGCCAGGCGCUGCCCGAGUACCAGGGCGUGCAAGGCCGGCCCGGCGUGGACUUCCCCGUGCUGCCCAGCAUCCCCCGGACCAGCUUCAGCUGCAAGCAGGUCAAGAGCUCCGGCUACUAUGCGGACCCUGACACCGACUGCCAGGUGUUCCACAUCUGCGCGGACGGACGCAAGAUCUCGUUCCUGUGCCCGAACGGCACCAUCUUCAGGCAGUCGCACCUGAUCUGCGACUGGUGGUGGACCGUGGACUGCGCCGCCUCGCGCGAGCUGUACGACACCAGCGCCGAGCAGCUGGCCAACGACCAGAGGCUGUACCGCGCGCGGGCUGAUGCCCUGGCGCAGUCGCGGGCCCGACAGCAGGUGGGGCGCAAGCCCGGGGUGAUCAGGGAGCGAGAGCGCAGCACGGCCAGGCCGCGCCAGCUCGCCUACACCAGCAUCGGCCGGCCUUCCUCCGGCCAGCCGUACACGCAGCCGCCCAGUCAGGCACCACCGGAAGACUUCAGCAAGAACUACUACAGCAGCCAGAACUACCAGACGGCGAGGCCGCAGCAGCCAUCAACACAAACACCCCCACCGUCACCCAGUCAGGCACCACCAGGAGGUACCAAGGAGGACUUCCAGCUAGACUUCAGCAAGAACUACUACAGCAGCCAGAACUACCAGACGGCGAGGCCGCAGCAGCCAUCAACACAAUCACCCCCACCGUCGCCCAGUCAGGCACCACCAAGAGGUAGUAAAGAGAACUUGCAGCUAGACUUCAGCAAGAACUACUACAACAGCCAGAACUACCAGACGGCGAGGCCGCAGCAGCCAUCAACACAAACACCCCCACCGUCGCCCAGUCAGGCACCACCAAGAGGUAGUAAAGAGAACUUGCAGCUAGACUUCAGCAAGAACUACAACAGCCAGAACUAUCAGACGGCGAGGCCGCUACAGCCAUCGACACAACCUCCCCCACCAUCGCUCAGUCAGGCACCACCAGGAGGUACCAAGGAGGACUUCCAGCUAGACUUCAGCAAGAACUACUACAGCAGCCAGAACUACCAGACGGCAAGGCCGCAGCAGCCGUCCACUCAGAACCAGCUGUCGCCGUUCCGAUCCGCCGUCGGGAUCCGCGAAGAGUUCCAGCAGGCGAGGGGCGAGGCGCCGCGGAACGAACAGGCCAGCUUCCCGGGCAGCAGGCAGCCCAAACAGUUAGGGCCGAACCGACUUUCAUUUAGGAAAAGCGUUCUCGGGGCGCAAACGUCACAACAGACGACGAGUAGGCCUCCAUUCUCAUCGAUCAACAUUCCUUCACAGCAACCGUCGAAUCGACCCCAGCAGCAGUCUGUAAGCAUAUCUUCGCAGAAUGACCCCUUUCUUCAAUUAUCAGGAAAACCAUUAAGUAAUAUACCACAUAUAAAUACUUCAUCCGCAAAAAGUACUCUGUCAGUGCAAAGCAAUCAACAAUUUAUCAACAGAAAUAACCAACAACGGUCAUUUUCCGAUCAAACAGAUAGGUCAGUACAGUCUGGUAGAAACUUUCAAUUCAACUCACCAACUCAGCUCCCUUCAAUUGAGAUUACAUCAUUAGAUAACAAAGUUGGCACAGCCGGACAAACAGUUGAGCUCGAAAACUUCCAGGAAUCUGCAAAAAUACCUAAGUUGCCUCAGAGUCAGAAACAAAGAGUUGGUGGAAAGAGUAGGAGCUACAGCCAUUACACUCUCUUUUAUGAUUCAGAAGGGGAGAGACAGCAGCCUGCUGAAACAGGUUCGUUUGUUGGUAACAGGGGAAACCAGUUCGUUUCGCCAAACAAACAGCAGUCACUACCACAGUUCAAGGAUGUAGACAGUUUCAAAACAGAGGAAAAAAUUAAAUUUCUUGAAGAUGUAGCGAAGAUAUCAGCUGUCAAUAAUGAAAAUAAAACUUCUGUUGAGGACUUUGAAUUUCAAAGAAAGAAAUCUCCUAAACAAAUUUUAGAUGUGCCACUAUCCAGGAGAGUCACACCGCUAGAGGUGCAAGUUGUAAGAAAUGAUGAUGCUAGUAAAUCUUUGAAAGGAAUACAAGUUCCUCAAAUACAAUUACAGCCUCCAGAAGAGCUAGUUAACUUCAAUCCAAGUAGUGGCAAUGAAGACAUUCCUGAUGAAAGGAAAGAACAGAUAAACAUUUUACAGGAAAGUGCAACAGCCAUAAAUAAACCUCAACUCAACCUAGGGGAUCAAACUACGAAUAAAAAAUCUAGUAUGGGAGAAGUGCAAAUUGAUGAUGGAAAAGAUUACGGUUCUUCAGAAAUUGUAGUGGAAGAAACCACAUUCCACAGUGAUUUCAGUACAACAAAAAAUUAUAGUGAAAGCAAUUUAGAGUUUCAAACACCUCCUACAGAUGAAAUCCAAGAAAAUUUUCAACUUCUCGAACAGCCAUCUCUCUUUGAAGUUACCAACUCAUCAGUUACUACAGAUAUGCCUGUUGACAUCACAGCUGGAGCUAAUGAUUCCACACAUGGUCUAGAAAAUCGGACCCAAGAUUAUUUUUCAAGCACCGAAAAUAUUGAAAAUCCAAUUAUUUCAGAGAGUGAAGACAUAUCUCAUUCUAGAAAUAACAACUUAACUGAUACAUCGGAGGUGAUAACAGUAAUUCGAGAAAAAUCUACACCAAUUGUUGGACGUAUGUCAAGAAGGAGAAAACUUACACCAUCUGAAAAUAUGAGAUUUCCAGAAAACAUCGUUUUAUCUUCACCAUCGUCAGAAUCAUCAAUGCAAAGAACUAACAGGAAGAAAAUUGAAACUGAAAUACCUAUUAGAAUUUUAAAAUCUGGGAUUAAUCAGUCAAAUUCUAAUAAAACAUCUGAGCAUAAUUCUCGAACAGUUAGAGUACGUACACGAACUUCGUCUCAAUAUAAAACAUCCACUGAAAAGUCAAUAUUCUCUAGCAGAUCAUCCCGAUACCGAAUACCUUCACUUAGAAUAAUAGAAGUUACAAUUAGAUCAUCAUCAACACCAUCACCUUAUAGGUUUACACUACCUAUUUCCGAAUCUAGUCAAGAGUAUAGAGAUAAAGAAUCAGUUGACACCAACGGAAGUAUAUUUUCUCUUAACUCAGGCACUUCCACAAAAAAUAAAGAUGAAGAUAUAAUUACCAUAGGUUCGCCUGCAAGGCAAUCCAGUAGGUCAGGAAGGUUUAGAGCAUUUAAAACUGAAGAAAAUUUGCAAAGUGAUAUGUUAAUAAAAUCAAAUACAAACACCAAUACAAGUAAUAGAGAUUCAAGAAGGAAAGGUAGACUGCGAAUCACAUCUGAAUCAAGCACUGUUAUUCCUCCUUUAUUGCCCUCAGAAAAAUUGUCAAAUGACUCACUUAGUGAAAAUGAUGACGAUAAUUUAGGUUUAGAAGAAACAUCAUCUCCCAUAUUAGGAUCAGAUGAGGUCACAAUUAAACCAGUGACUAUAGAAGAGAUUGCUAGUACUCAACUACCAAUGAAAAAUUUUUCUCUAGAUAUUUUUGAAACUACAACAGUGCUUACCUUAACUGCAGACAGAAGAAAAUCUGGUACAUCUAAAAUAAUGAUGGGAAGGCCAAGAGGUACCAACAAUGAUAAGUUAAAUACAUUUGAAAUUACAAACUCUGAACAAAAUUCUUCUCGUGGCUUAGCUAUAGCAUUGUCUCAAAGGGUAGAACCAAUUAGGGCUCAACUAAAUACGUUUAUGGAAAAACAUAAUUUUUCGUUAAGUGAAAACAAACCACAAAAUAACAAAACAUUUCAAAACAGUUACAAAGAAGAAUCAAAUGAAAGAUCCGAAACAUUGAACAAUGACCAUAAGAAAAAGAAAGUCAAAGAAGGUAUAGAAAACUUCACUCUAGACCCAUACAUUUCUGUUUCGUUUUCUUCUAAUGAUACUGAAAAACACUCGCCAGUACUAGUUUCUCCUCUAACAUUUGAUGAAGAUAAAAAUCCUACUGUUAAUGAUACAUUACACUAUAAUAAAUUUGGUGUAGCUGAAUAUGAUGGAGAAAAUGUAAGAAGGAAAGUAUAUGUUAAUCUCAAUAGAUCUGUGUCACCCAAACCUAAUAAUUAUGUAAAUGCUACAGGACGCUUUAGUUUUAUAGAGCAAAAUUUUUCCCAACCCAUUACUUUACAAGAAAACACAACUGAAUAUGCAGAAAAACAAAAACGACCAAAUGUUUCGCUUAUAAGCUCUCUUCCAAUUCGUUCUAGUAAUGGUGAAGUAAUGGAGGGAAGAAAAUCUAUAAAAUAUAGUGAAAUACAGUCACAAAGAGAAAAUAUUUCGAGGAUAGAUUCAAGGAGACGUUACAAACCCUCAACUACGACUGAAAAACCUUCUAGAACAACAAAGAAAUCAGUUACAAAUGACUCUUUUGCACAGGUUACACGAUCUUUAUACACAAAAUUAACAAGGGAGCUCUUACCACCUAUGGAAGAUCAGACUCAAUAUAAUACAUCAUUGACAGAAGAGUUACUUGACAUAGGUAAUUCAAAUAAGGAUCCAACGAUUGUCAAUAACUCAUCAGCUACUGAAAACAUAAUUGAUAAUGUAGAUAAGUUUGAAAAUAGCAGAGAAGGACUUGAUAUACCACCAUCUUUAGGUCCCAAAGCAUUGCAUUCCCUUUCUGUUUAUUUUGCAACAAAUAGCAACAAGACUAUAGAAAAUAAUGACACAGCUGUAGUAAAUGAAACAAAUACUUUAAAGGAAGUUACAAUUAAUGAUGAAACAGAAUCUUUUGUUUCUGCAACACUUCCACCACUGCUUACACAGCUUACAAAGGAUUCUUAUUCCAGACUUUUUGUAGGAUCCAAGAAAACUUCUACACUACAACACACGAGCAUGCCUCAAAACUCUUUUGAUACCAUGACAAUUUCUUCCAGUACUACAGAGAAGACACAAAAAAGAUCAAGAGGAAAAUCUCGCAGUCAAGAAAGAGGUAACAGAGCAAGAAAAAUUGAUACAGCAAUUCGGGAACUACAAGAAGAUUAUGGUGAAAAGUUAAGUCAACUUGAAAACAUAAAUGAACAGAGUGAGUUAUCAACAAAUUUCUCAUCGAAUGAUUUCUAUGAAAGUGACCUGAUCCGAAACAAAACUCCAGAUUUACGUGCACUCGCCCAAGUGUUCAGUCGGGCUUUGUCAGCCUAUCUAGAUGAUCCAGAAGAAUUUAGAAAAGCUCUUUCUGAAGUUCGGCCCACAGAACCGAGUUCAGUAAUAUCUGGAGAAGAAUCAUACACUACUACACUUUCUAACAAAUUUGAAGUAUCUACUGCUACCACUAUGAUCAGUGAAUUUCCUUCUGCCACAAAAGAAAAGGACGAAGUAUUGGACUUCUCAGAUGUCACGAAGCACCCAAUGAUUAAAAGACCUCCAUCUAAAGUUGUAAAUAGAGGACAACAUCGUGCAUCAGAUAUUUUAAACACAGAAUCAAGUUCUUACUCAUUAUUCAAUGGAUCGAGAAAACUGAAUGAGUCAACUGUCAUUAGCAAUUUACAAAUGAACCGAAAUUUAAGUAGAGCUAUUAAAGAAAAUUUUGCUUAUAAUGUAACCGAAGAAAUAUUAAAUGAAAAUACUCGCAUGUCCAAUAAAUUACGAACUAAAAUAUCUUCUAAUAACAAGGUUCAAACUACUGAUUGGCUACACUCUACCCCAGGUCCAUCGACGAUAGCCCAAGAGGUAAACAAUCUAUUUGAUGUGAGUGAUGAUACAACCAAUUACACUGUUAGUUCACUAAUUACAAAUGAGAAUGAUACAUACUUCAUGCCAACAGCUGGAGGUGUUAAUGAUGGCAGCCGUCCUCGUUAUGGUGGCUUUCAAAAUAAUUUACAGGUUACAUCAGAAAGACCCGAUAGUAAGGUCUCAAGAGGCAAUAGGCGGAAAUCAAAAACAGCUGUGUCUACUGGGGAAAUAGUUAACCCAACAACAUUUUCUCCAUUAAAUAAAUACAUCAAAAAGGCUGAUACAUUGUCAACAGAUCUCACUCCACCGGAAGAUGGGGAUAUACCCUGGUCUGAAGAAGUAAAGAAAGAGGAAAUAAUUGAUGAUGUAUUAGGAGUAUUCAUUUCAGAAGACUUAAAUCGUUUAGUAGAAAAUGAUGCUACUGCACCAUCUGCAAUCGAUAGUGAAAACUCAGAUAAAGAAUUUAGUCAACACAAUACACCUGAAACUGAGAACAGUGGUGGUCGAAAAUCAUCUGACACUAUAGUUUCAAGCCUUGAUGUUGAAAAAGCAAACCUUUCUGCAAGUGCUAGUGAAAAAGACUUUUUGGCCACUAAAGUAGACGAUUUACAGAACACUUACGGAAAAGAAUCACAGAAUGCCUCAUACAGAAUCAAAAAUAACUACACAGAUUCCGAUACUAGAAAAGUAAUUAAUGAAGAUGGUAAUAAAAUGAGCAUUUCUAGUGCUAAGACUCGGGUUAGAAAACCAUCUAGGGAAAAUGGUAUUUAUUCAAAAAAUGUGACCUUAGAACAUUUGACAUCUGAUGAUAUAAUUAAUUCAGAAGAAAUACCACAAUCGGAUACAAAACCCUCAGUAAUAUACUCUGAUGACAUUGAAACCACUCCAGAUGAUAUUAUUUUAAGAAGUGGAAAAACAAAAUCUCAAAAUAACAAUAGAUAUGACAGGCAAAAAUCAAGAGUAAACAAAACAAAUACAGCACCAGAAGAAUCAAACAUUCAAACACCAACAGCUUUCUUAAAUAAAACAGAAAACAACAAAGAAGACACUACAUUGAACUCAAAAGAUUCGGUAGUAACAUAUGAAUUAAAUAUUUCAUCUUCAACUCCUAUUCCUACCUCAGGAUACACAUCUUUCUCAAAUGUAGAAAUAACAUCAAAAUCAAUGGUUAGAGUGACACCAAAUUCAAAUAGACGACAGUCAAGAAAGUUUAAAUCGACAACAUUAAGUACUAUUUCAAAAAACGACAAAAACAAUAGAAAUCUAACUCGUGAUCGUGCAGAGGUAGAUGUAAACAAUGAAAGUCGAGAAAGCGCAUAUGCUACUGGCGCUGUUUCUGUGGUCACUCCUACAACAGUUACUGAAAUGAACACUGUCACACAACCAGCUCUAAGGUCGAUUUCAUAUCAGAAUGUAGAUCGAGGAGAAUCUUUCAAGAAUACGUCGAUUCCUCCUGCCGAUGCCGAAAGGACAGGCAGGAGGAUCGAGAUGGCCACAGGCACUAGAAGUGCUGCCACCGAGGUGCGUGACAUGAUGGCGAAGUUCUCCGAGGUGAUGGAGACUCCCGAACAGGCGCAGGCGAUGCAGCAUCUGCGACGAAUGCUCUCGGGCUCCAAGAGCUUGCCCAAUCAGGAGACGGGGGGCAUGCCGGAGCUGAACGUGACGAGCGCCACGGCGCUGCUCAACGUCAUGAAGACGGCGACUACCAACUCGACCGUGAGGAGGCUGGUGCUGCUGCUGGUGAACGACAGCCUGAAGGACAACUCCAUACAGGAGGCCCAGCUCCGCUUCAUAGACGCUGUGCUGCGGCUGCCCGACGGAGUGCAAGAGCAGGCCCCGGUCAGGAGACCGGUCCCCGCCAGACGCAGACCUCCCUCGCCGGCGGCGCGCGCGGCCAAGUCCCGAAGAGGCAGGAAGUACUCCACCACGACCACCGAGGACCCCUCGACGCAGUCGUCGACGGAAGACGUCGUCGAGCAGACCACGGCGUCCAGCUCCGAGUCGCCGGACGAAUACGACUCCAGCUCCGACGAGAAAUACGAGAUCGACGACAGAGCCGUCAGCUUACUACGUUCCUUGUUCAAUUUGGCCUCCAGGAAGGCCGAGUGCAGCGCCGCGCGGAGAAAGGAGUCGCUACUCCCGAGGGCGCGCUACUCCGCGGGCUCCUCCGGUGCUCCGUGCUCCUUGGACGGGGAGAAGACACGCUGCGAAGAGUUGGGACAACCGCCGCGAGACAGCAUCACACCCGCGGCCCUGUCCAGUGAUAUCUACUGGGAGCGCACAGAUCUAACAAGUGAUGUCUACUGGGAGCGCACAGAUCUAACAAGUGAUGUCUACUGGGAGCGCACAGAUCUAACAAGUGAUGGCAGAGGCCGACUGAUCACGGCAGGCGCGCCGCAUGUCUGCCACUCUCCCGGAACCAGUGGCUUGAACAAGAGGCUGCUGGCCGCAAACAACCGCACGACACUCGUGGCGGGCGGCGUCAUGUACCCCAAGUGGCGGACCACCGUAGGAAUCGGCAAGACCCAGAACAUGACGGACGCCUAUAUUUGGAUGUGGUUAUGGAGCCUCGUUGCAAUGUGCACGGUAUGUUUGAUCGUGUCAGUUGUUAAUAGGGAGAGACUGUACACAACUGAGUCCGUGCGAGCGGAUCCGAGGAAGCUGGAGAGACUCAGGCUCCGCAUGGGCGCCGAGCUGGGCGUGACGGCGACGGCCCAUGCGUGGCUCUGGUACCACCGGGGCAGCGGCUGGGGCCGGCGGUGUCCCAGUGUCUGCGCCGGCAGCGACGUGGCGGUCGCCGUCCAGGCGCUCGACUCUGCGCCGGCCUGCAGAUCCGUGUUGCUUCAGGGCGCCGCGCUUGUCUGCACACGCAUGGCCGCAGACCAAGCCGGCGACACGCUCUCGCUGGAGCACAGUGAUCCUUGUCCGGACCCGCAGGUGGUGUGCCGGUGCUGA
This is a messenger RNA of Bacillus rossius redtenbacheri, 9018 nucleotides long. RefSeq lists its product as uncharacterized. The coding region runs from base 109 to 9018 and encodes 2969 amino acids. The transcript has 11 exons. The record is from RefSeq and is a predicted model, not a curated record. Gene Ontology annotation, cellular component: extracellular region. Gene Ontology annotation, molecular function: chitin binding. Lineage: Eukaryota; Metazoa; Arthropoda; Insecta; Phasmatodea; Bacillidae.